Molecule: messenger RNA, 1596 nt
Organism: Hyaloscypha bicolor E
Lineage: Eukaryota; Fungi; Ascomycota; Leotiomycetes; Helotiales; Hyaloscyphaceae
Exons: 2
Coding region: 325-1203 (292 amino acids)
Source: RefSeq, a predicted model, not a curated record
UCGUUCCUCCCGGUCAACAGAGCCCAGACUCGCCUCGCUCAGGCUUCGGCGUCUCAAAACCUUCAACCAUCCUGAAACCCUUUUGCAACGGACGCUUCCCCACCCGAGGCUUGUGAUGAGUCUCCGCGCGCUCUCAACCCGAAGAUAUAGUCUCCAGGGUUCUGCCCACUGACACUUCCUUGAACGCAUUUCGAACAUUACAUCCAACUUACCCAGUGUGAGGUUGCCAGCCUUGCCGCCCACCUCCAGCUGCAUUUCAGACGAACGCGACACAGGAUUCGUUCUUCGACGCAAGUUUCCAAUCUCCGUUGAGAGUUCAUCACCAUGUUUUCCCAUCAGUGGACCAGCCGGAAGCGCGCGAGAGAGGAUGAGGAAGAGAACAUUCCUUCAGGCUUCAGCGAGCACCGAACGAAACGACACAUAGCUGCCCUACCUCACCGAACGUCACCCAAACUGGCCCGCAAUGUCUCGCCGACCUUCUCCUUCAACACACACUACACCUCUCAGCCGGCUCCACCGACCAUUACACCGGCAGACUCGGACUCGGAAGACACACCGCUGGCAGCGGAGCCAAGAUCGUUCUUUUCGCCCUACUCCUCCUCUCCCACAACAGACACACUCACCCAAAGCGGUUCGCCGUCACCAUGGCUAGACAGCACCGGGCCGUCCCACGACAGCUCACAAUCAACCCAGAUGUCUGACGCACCUGCCUACUCUGACGACCUCGAAAUGACAGACUCCAUUCACCUCUCACCGGGCUCGUCCCACAAUGACCCAUCAACCAGUCUCACUGGCCGUAUCCCAACACCAAUCCAUUCAUCGUUCGCCCCCUUCAUCCGAGCCGAGAAGGCCUCGAUGCACCACGAUGUCGACUUCGCGGAUGACGAGGCUAUAGUCGAUAGGUUCCGCCGUGGCCGGAGACUGCCAAGUCCUAUCAGUGAAGGCGAAACAAGCCCAAGUGUCAUCGUGGCAGGAUUUGGUGACAUGCAGAUGGAGGUGGAGAACUCAUCCCACCACGACAAGGAGACGCCGACCAAGAAAGGGCAUCAACGAUCGAAGCAUAGUCUUCGAAACUGGACCGGCUUGGAAAUGAGUAGUUCUGCUCAGGGAUUGAAGAGAAGCUUCAGUAUGGGUUACCGUGCAGAUUGUGAGAAGUGCCGGAUGAAGGUCCCAGGUCACUUCAGUCACAUAAUCACAUAUUAGUAUAUAAUAUCUGGGUGGUCGGAUUUGGUACUCUCCCAUUGGGAUCGAGUUGAUAGCGCUUUAGCGUGCAUGGCGUUAGGGGAUACGAUUUUGAGCAUGGGGGUUAGCAGCCCAAAUUCUGCGUUAUUUGCUAAUGAUGAAUACGAAAUGUAUCAUCUUCUAUGGCAAUUGUUUAUUUUCUGGAGCAUUCUUGACUCAUUUUGCCUGAUCAUAGUCAAAGCUGCGCGCAUGUUCUAGGCAAAGAUAUCAGCCCUGCCACUGGUUGGAGCCCCACGGUAACAUGACGGAUGGAAAAAAAAACGUCCAUUUUGAUUUGUUGCGCAAGCCAGCAUUUUUGCUGCGAACCCCACCAAAACUUUCUCCCCCUACUUACGUUAAUUAAUCUGAUUAACU